CUUAUUACUUAUUAUGAUUUUGAGAUCCCACUGACAUAUAUAAAAUUUUUUGGCUAUGUGUAUUUCAUACAUAUGCGUGGUUUGUGCCUGAAGUAUGCUGUUUUUGAAAGUAUUGCUGCUGGUUAUAACUGCAAGGACCGUUAUUGCCGGAUAUUGUACGCAGUCAUAUAACUGUACAAAAACAUGUUCCACAAAGGUAGUGAGCUACACUAAAUGCGGGUUUAUUUGGGUGGGUAGAUGCACCAGACACAGGGUGGUUUACGUUGUCUGUGACGGUACGUGUUACAAGCAGGGUUGUUGUCCUGGAUACACUGGGAGCAGCUGUGACACACUUUCAGACGGUAUGGUCAAUAAAACACAAUCGUCCAAUGGAGAGGAAGAUGACAAAUCUACCUGCAACUACUUCUGCGCAGCAAAAGAUAACGAAACGGAAUGGAUACCACCGCCACGUUUCAGACGGCCUUGUAUUCCAAAAGAGAUCCGGCCUAUUUAUUAUACAAAGCAAGGCAGCGAUCAUGUGCUUAUAAAUUGGACAGAACCAAAUGCUACAGACAGAGAUGGUGAUUCACCAAGUGUGGUACAAGUUAAGGGGACCAAAAAUGGUGGUAAUUUCACCGGCGCACUUUUGGGCAAAACGCAUACGAUAGUGUACAUUGCAACUGAUACAGAUGGACUGACAGACAUUUGCUUGUUUACCUUCACAGUCAUUGUCCCUUCAUGUUCGAAGUUAGGUACUGUUCAGAACGGACGCUACACAUGCACAAAUGGCACUGCUCCUGGCAGUUCCUGCAUGUUUGAAUGCCACAAAGGAUUCAAGACUUCUGGAACUGGGAAUGCAACCUGUGGAUAUUUUUAUAAAACAAGGCAGUUUCCUAUUUGGAAAAAUGUUCAACAGUGCAAACGGAUCGAAUGUGGUAUUCCAGCUGUCCCUGAAAAGGCAAUGUUGACUUGUAAGAAUAAUGAGAAAACUUACCAAACGGUCUGUAAUGUUAAUUGUUAUCACGGAUAUUCAGCAACUGGACCAACGAACAUUAUUUGUCAAGCUAAUGGAAACUGGUCAAAGGCGACUGUUUGUAUCAGUAAUGCACCCAAGGUAACAGAAUGUUCGCCUUCUUCGUGUAACGGUCACACGUGUUUACUUAACGACAACGGCACCUUUUUCUGCAAAUGUUCUCACGGAUGGUCCGGGCCCUUAUGCCGGAAUGCACCAGAUAUGUGUGCAGAGAAUAUUUGUAUGAAUGGCGCGGAGUGCAAUAGCCUUAAUAAAAGCUACACAUGCAGCUGUCGGUCAGGGUAUUCUGGCUCCCUGUGCCAGGUGUCCCCAGUUGAUGGAAAUUGGUCAGACUGGUCAAGGUGGUCGAAAUGCUCUGUUACAUGCGGUGUUGGUGUACGUUCACGAAACAGAUCAUGUGACAAUCCACCGCCAGAUAUACAUGGCAAAGUCUGUCAAGGAUCAUAUACUGAAAGUUCUGACUGUGAAAACGACAAAUGCGAAGAGUGUCCCGCUCUCAAGCAGACAAAUGAAUCAUUAGCGUUUUAUGAAUGUAUGACUGACACCGAUACGGGGCUUAAAACAUGUGAAAUUUCUUGCAAAAAUGGAACAAUACCAGUCCUACGGUUAGAAGGAUUUCAGACACUAAGAUGUGGUCAUCAAACAAAUUAUUACUGGGUACCAGGAAAUGUGCAACUUUCAUGCGUUGUUCCAAAGAUACCAGUCGUAUUUGAGCUUGAAACUGAAAUAAUUUAUAACUCGGGCAUACCAGAAGAACAACAGCCUGAAGUUGAAGACCAAGUUAGGAAAAAUGUUAAUGGCACGAGUUGCAUUCAGUCGGGUCAUUGUAACACGACCAUUAAUUUUAUAGCGAACCAAGUUGGUUAUUACACAAAAACAAAAUUGAUUUUAACCUUUAUCAGAUACCUCUACUACAUUGUGAAAAAUACUGAAUUCGUGGAUCAAAGAGUCCUCCAUGAAUUACAGAAGGCGAUUUCAGAUCUUGAAUCAACAGCAGAAUAUCUUAGGAAUAAUAUCGAAAAGGUCUUUAAUGUCAAUACUAGCGGAGGCCUCAUACAAGCAGAUGAAUCGUCACUUCACCUACAAGGAUUGGUCAACUGCACGAAAGGACACAUUUAUGUAAAAGAAGUUUGCGUUGAAUGUCCAGCCAGUACUUACAUAAGAAGCAACAAGUGUGAAUUGUGUCCAAAGGGAACUUUUCAAAUGUUAACAGGACAAACAGAAUGCAUCAUGUGUCCACUAGGUCAAACAACUCGUACUCUUGGAUCUUCUGAUGAAGGGGAUUGUUUCA
This is a messenger RNA of Mercenaria mercenaria, 2303 nucleotides long. RefSeq names its product neurogenic locus notch homolog protein 1-like. The record is from RefSeq and is a predicted model, not a curated record. The annotation marks the transcript as partial. NCBI's taxonomy places the organism in Eukaryota, Metazoa, Mollusca, Bivalvia, Venerida, Veneridae. Gene Ontology annotation, molecular function: calcium ion binding. The transcript has 14 exons. Gene Ontology annotation, cellular component: cell periphery.